CCAGUUUCGUUUUUCCAGCCCCAGUUUCGUUUCUGGCUGUUCGGAGCAGCGACGGACGCGGUGAUGGCGACGCUGGAGCCGGAGCUGCGCCUGGCGGGGCUGGAGGAGGAACUGACCUGCUGCAUCUGCCUCUGCCUCUUCAGCAGCCCCGUGACGGUGCCCUGCGGCCACAACUUCUGCGCCGCCUGCCUGGAGCUCACCUGGGCCGGGCUGUCGGAGGGGUUCAGCUGCCCGCAGUGCCGGACCACCUUCGCGGGCCGCCCGAAGCUGCACAAGAACACGGUGCUGUGCCGGGUGGUGGAGCAGCUCCAGGGCCGCGCUGGGAACGGGGAUGAGGAGCAGGAGGAGGAGGAGGAGGAUGGGGGGGCUGCGGGGUGCGAGGCGGAGGAGCCCCCCGUGCUCUGCGACAGCUGCCGGGAGGCGCCGGCCGUGCAGACCUGCCUGACCUGCACCGCGUCCUUCUGCCACGAGCACCUGCGGCCGCACCGCGACAGCCCCGCCUUCCGCGACCACCAGCUCUGCCCGCCCCUGCGAGACCUCCAGUACCGCAAGUGCCCCUCGCACAACCGGCUCUUCGAGUUCUUCUGCAGCAAUCACGGCACCUGCAUCUGCUCCCUCUGCCUGCUCGGGCACAAGAUGUGCCACACCAGCCCUUUGGAGCAGGCUAAAGCCAAUGCCCAGGUGAUGCUGAAGAAGAAGCUCGUGGAGCUGAAUAAUCAGUGUGAAAGAGCUGCUCGGGCAAUGAGCACUGUGAAAACCAACCAAAGCCAAUCUGCUGAGACAGCUUCCAGAAAGAAGGAUUUGAUCAGAAAUGAGUUUUCAGAAAUUAGAGCUAUAAUUGAAGAAAAAGAAAAUGAAGUCUUGAAAGCAAUUGCAGAUGAAGAAAAGAGAGUUUGGAACAAGUUUGAUUAUAUUUACGGUGUUCUGGGAAACAAGAAGAAUGAAAUUCAGUCUCUCAGAGAUCAGGUUGAGAUGGCACUGACUGAAAGCGAUGACGUUCUGUUUAUGAAGAGAGCAGUAGCACUGCAACGAACAUCACCAAAAGAGGCUUUCGUUCCUACAGUUGAAAUGGACCAAAAUGUGAUGAAUUCCACUUAUAAGUUUGCCCUUAACCUCAAAGAAGUACUAAAACUUACAGAGGCUCAGUAUAAGGAGAGAAAAGUAGAAGCCAAACUUGGAAAACCUGUGGGCCCUCCGGUGGCUCCUACAGUCAAAACCUCUGUUGGAAAAAAGCCUCAUGGAGCACGUGCUCCCUCACAAGAGCGUUUCCACAAAGAGAAAAGCCUUUCCCACGCUCCAGCCACUCCACAGGUGGAGGCAGAUACCAAGGAGAAAAAGAAACCUGCUAAAAAGGCUCCUACCAGUCACCAGGAGACAAAAACUGCAGCUAAUCCUGCAGCUAAAGAGCUUAUUGACAGCUUUCUGAAGAAAUCCAGAGAGGAGCUUCUGCAGUAUGGUGCUAAAAUCACCCUGGAUUACAACACAGCUCAUAACAACGUGAUGCUGUCUGAGAACUACACCAAGAUGUCUGUCUCAGACACCCCUGUGGGUCACAAGGACCACCCUCAGCGCUUCACCGAGUUUCGCCAGGUGCUGGGGUUCCAGUGCUUCAAGAGAGGGAUCCACUACUGGGAGGUGGAGCUGCAGCAGAACAGCUUCUGUGGCAUCGGGGUCUGCUACGGCAGCAUGGCCAGGCACGGCCCCGAGAGCCGCCUGGGCAGGAACGGCAGCUCCUGGUGCAUCGAGUGGCUCAACAACAAAAUAUCCUCCUGGCACGAUGAUGUUGAGAAGUGCUUACCCAACACAAAGGCCACCAGGAUUGGUGUGCUGCUCCACUGCGACGGGGGCUUUGUCAUCUUCAUGGCAGUGGGGGAGAAGCACAACUUGAUCUAUAAAUUCAAAGCCCAGUUCACCGAGGCCUUGUACCCUGCCUUCUGGCUGUUCUCCAGUGGCAGUGUGCUCUCCCUCUGUUAAAUGAAACAGUUAAGGUCUUGUAUCUUAGUUUAG
Empidonax traillii (willow flycatcher) is the source of this 2007-nucleotide messenger RNA. RefSeq names its product tripartite motif containing 25 (gene TRIM25). The transcript has 10 exons. The record is from RefSeq and is a predicted model, not a curated record. Gene Ontology annotation, molecular function: protein binding; zinc ion binding. Lineage: Eukaryota; Metazoa; Chordata; Aves; Passeriformes; Tyrannidae.